CUAUUUUUUUCAACUUCCGAUCGUGCCGCUAGAAGGCAAUGCGAGCGGCAUUGACCAACAAUGCGCGGCAGCUGACUAUGCACAUCUCACACUAUAACCUCACUCGUUUUCGGCCAUCUGUCGUCAUUACCAGUUCAUCUAGCGACACAUAAACAUGGCUAAUAUGAUAGGACCUCCCGCCAAGUGUGAGUUGCGAAGUGUAAUUCGUUUUUUGCAAGCUGAAGGGUUAUCCGCAGCAGAAAUUCACCGUAGAAUGAAACGAGUAUAUGGUGAAAGCUUUGAGUGACAGUGCAGUGCGUGAUUGGUGUAGGAAAUUUAAAGAUGGACGAGUUGACAUUCAUGAUGAAGGGGGCCAAGGGUGACAACGCCCGUCCUCACAGUGCUGCUGUGACGAAGCGUCUUCUUGACGGGUUUAAAUGGGACGUUUUUGACCAUCCGGUGUAUAGCCCAGACUUAGCACCAAGCGACUAUCACCUUUUCCCGGAACUGAAGAAAAUGCUAGGAGGGCAGAGCUUCCGAACAGACGAUGCGCUGCAAGAUGCUGUGAAAAACCAUCUCAAAUCACUGGCGGCUAACUUCUAUGAACAAGGUAUUAAGAAGCUUGUACCCAGGUAUGAAAAAUGCCUCAAUCUGAAUGGUGACUAUGUUGAAAAGUAACUAAUAAUGUAAAUAACUUUUGAUAAUAAAUUCAUUCAAUUACUCUCACUAGUUUCUUUUUUAUACCACAUCGGAAGUUGAAAAAAAUAGCCCUCGUAUAU
This is a messenger RNA of Nilaparvata lugens (brown planthopper), 758 nucleotides long. RefSeq names its product histone-lysine N-methyltransferase SETMAR-like. Gene Ontology annotation, molecular function: nucleic acid binding. The coding region runs from base 322 to 657 and encodes 111 amino acids. The record is from RefSeq and is a predicted model, not a curated record. Lineage: Eukaryota; Metazoa; Arthropoda; Insecta; Hemiptera; Delphacidae. The transcript has a single exon.